Molecule: messenger RNA, 471 nt
Organism: Linum tenue
Lineage: Eukaryota; Viridiplantae; Streptophyta; Magnoliopsida; Malpighiales; Linaceae
Source: the annotation of a GenBank genome assembly
AUGCUAUUGCUCUUACUUGGAGAAAAUCCUCUCCAAGGGUCACAAAUCACUCUGUUCAGAUUGCUGCAUGAGACGUUCUUCCAAAUCAAACUUGCCAUCAAGGAUGAGGUUGAGUAUCUUGAGAAGGCUGGAAUAAACGUCAUCCAGAUUGACGAGGCUGCUUUGGGGGAGGGGUUGCCUCUAAGGAAGUUGGAGCAUGCUUUCUAUAUGGAUUGGGCUGUCCACUCCUUCAGGAUUACCAACUGUGGUGUCCAAGAUACUACCCAGAUCCCCAGAGUUUCUAGAUUGUACAUGGGUUCUCUUAACUGCAACUUGGGGGUCUUGGUGGAGUUGUCAAAAUAGAACGGGUCGAUAUAGUAGGUGGCCCGGGCAACGCUGCAAGGUUUAUCUUUCUGGUGGAGACUUCUUGUAUUGGCGAGGAAAUUGGAAAACGACCGAAGUCCAAUAUUUGUUUGAUUCGCUAUACACAAA